This is a messenger RNA of Stylophora pistillata, 2102 nucleotides long. RefSeq lists its product as uncharacterized. The record is from RefSeq and is a predicted model, not a curated record. Lineage: Eukaryota; Metazoa; Cnidaria; Anthozoa; Scleractinia; Pocilloporidae.
GUUUUCUUCCAUAUUCGGGAGUGAAAUCAGCAACAAGUUAUUCCUCAACAAAAUAUGUUACGGAACCACAUUUCAGAGGAAAUCGUUAAAAAAAUGAGUCGGGACGAUCGCAAAGAGCUUUUUUGUGGUCUCUGUUCGCAGCUUGCAAGUGAACCACUGAGAACUGCUAUGACAGGCGCCUCCUGUACACACGUAUUUUGUGAUGCUUGUGUUCAGAGGCUCGCCAUUUGGGAAUCACCACUCUUUUUCUGUCCUCGCGAUGGACAAAGACUUGUCAUAAAAGAGUUCCAGCCAGAUGAUGAUGCAGAGGGAAAGAUUUGCUCCAUCAUUGCAUCUCUUAAACCAGAGCAAACUGGUGAUCGCAAUGCCAUGGAUCAUUUAAAAAGAGAACUUGUGGAAGGGGAAAGUAAACAUUCAAAUGAACAGUGUCAUAUUUCUUUUUGUGACGUAGCCUUUUUGCAACAAAAGGACCGCCUGAAAGAUACAGAAAUUGCAGACAUAAAGGCUCAAAUUCAUGGCUUGGGAAAUUCCCUGGUGGAAAUAAAUCGGAAGGUUCAAGCCUUGAAACAGCAGCAUGCUGACCAUGAUAGAAUUCGAGCUCUGGAGAAUCAGCAACAUGCUGACCGUGAUAGAAUUCAAGCUCUGGAGAAUCAGCAACAUGCUGACCAUGAUGGAAUUCAAGCUCUGGAGAAUCAGCAACAUGCUGACCAUGAUAGAAUUCAAGGUCUGGAGAAUCAGCAACAUGCUGACCACAAUGAAAGAAUUCAAGCUCUGGAGAAUCAGCAACAUGCUGACCGUGAUAGAAUUCAAGCUCUGGAGAAUCAGGUGGACGUUUUGCAAAAUAGAUGUGCAGAUACAGACGCUGAGCUUAUGCGAGAAAAAGACACCAGGAAUAUUGAGUGUGCUAUCACGUAUGACCAUAUAACACAACUAGCAGCAGGAUUGCGGUAGUAAACCAUGCAGGUUACUUGUUGUGAACUACGUUACUUUGAUAAGCUUAAAAUUCACAUGAAUGUUAAGUUCUAGAUGUACGCGUAUGUAUGUACCAGUAUGUAUGCGUGUGCGUAUGUAUGUCGUAUUGUGCAUUUGGUGAGUUCCACCCCUUCUAUUGCAAACCUAGUUAAGAAUAGAGCGGUAUGAUUUGCAUGUAAUGUAAGUCGAGCUGGCUAGUUUAACGAAUUGGUUGUAAUUGCAAGGCUAAGAACGAUAGAAUACUUCUGUAUAUCAAAGAGAUGUAUGGAACGAAGAAGAUGAAUUGAAGCACUGAGUGCUUUCAAAACGAACCGAGGAUCGUGACUGACUAUCAUAUCCAAUUCGGUUCUGUAGUGUUAGAAUUACGUGAUGACAAGUCAUGAUUCGGUAAUUUAUCGUGUUAAUUAAUAUUUUCCUGGAUAUUUACUCCAGUGAAGUACUAUCAAUCGUGUCUCUGAUUGGAUGAACGAUGUAUUUUUAUAGUUGUUCGCUUCCAAUCUUAGGCCCACUCUGGGACAUUAAGUUGCCUUAAGUUGCCCUAAGUCGCUCUUGAUUACGCAAUGUUAUAAGGGUUCCACUCGUCCCAAUUGACCCCAUUCACUCCACUUUAAUCAUAAGGAUCAGAGGCAGAGGCAUGGUGGCUUAAUGCUUUGUGCACUGGACUCGACACUAGCCUAGUUUUGGUGUCCAGUGUUGGAGCAUUGCUUUGUGUUCUCGGGUAAGAUACUGUAAGCUCAAAUUGAUUUGAAAUCUGGAUAUUUUAGACUUAUGGUGACUUAUGAGCACACAAAAGUAACCAAAAUGACUAUUGUGUUUAUUGCAAGGGAUUCUGUAAGUAUUUUUAAGGUUUAGGGAGAGACUGUUGCUAACUUUGAUUUAAUCAGUUCAGUCAAAUAAAAUCGCUUUAAGUCGCUUCAAGUCGCCUUAAGUCGUCUUAAAUCGUCUAAAGUCGCAAUGUUUUUUCUUUCAAUUUUGCCUAAGUCGCCUUAAAUCGCCCAAAGUUGCCAAAAUUUACGGCGACUUAAGGCCCCAGAGUACGCCUAAUCUUUAAAAUGUAUGUAAACCUCAGUGGGGAAAAAUAAAAAAAUAAACACCAUACCGGGGAAAGUGUGCACGAACGCUGGACUGUU